AUGUUUACCCUUUUGCAGACAUAAGCAGAGUUGAGCUGGGUGUCAACAAAAUCUGCAUUGAGUUGUUGGUUCACAUGAUGUGAUUUGAGAUUAGCACGUCGUGCCAUGGCCAAUUUUCUGCAGCACCGAAAUGAAAUCGGGCUGCAGAUCCCGUACGUCGAGAGAGACAACAAAGUGACCAUUUACGUGAUCCACGUAACUAUGGGACCAGUCAGAUGGCAGGUAAAGCACAGAUAUAGUGCUUUCGCAGCCCUCCAUGACAUCCUUGUUGCGGACCAUGGCGUGUCCAAAGAACUCCUUCCACCAAAAAAGGUGAUCGGGAACCAGGACCCUGUUUUCAUCGAGAAGAGACGAGCAGCCCUCGAAACCUAUCUGCAGUCCGUGACCAACUUCUUGAAAAUCGCAAUGCCUCAGGAGUUGGCAUACUUUCUGCACUUCCACCAGUACGAGGUGCUCUAUUUGCUGCAGAGCUUGGCCCUCCAGUUCUUCAACGAGGGCGACCUUCUCUUGCAAAACAGCACCUCUUUUAAAUUUACACCACUUCAGUUACACGCUAUCAGUGAAAGACUGCGCCAACCUUGUCCGCCAGUGGACGUUCCGGACAAAAGACUUGACUUCAGCCAUGUUCUGGAUUUUUGCUGCCAGCUCACUAUGGUUGAAGUUGAGGGCAGCAAUUAUCCACUGAACAACAGCAGUCUCAUACCAAAUAAACUGCCCUUCAACCUGAGCGCCUUCAAGAGUGUGCGUCACCUUGUCAUGGGCGAGGUGGACGUCACGCAGAUCAAAGAAGCGCAGAACAUCAGGGCGCACGUCCACUCCCUUGCUGUGCACCACUCGCAAUUGAGAUCCGUGGCCACAAUAGCAAUGUGCGACGCCCUUCACAAAGAUAUCUGCUCGGCCGGAGAGAAUUAUAUUUGGCAUAGAUUGACAGAGUUGGACCUGAGUUUUAAUUAUCUAGAAGAAAUCGACGAGUCGUUUCGUAUAAUGCCCCAUAUUAAGAAGCUGAAGCUCAGCCACAACAAGCUCAACCAAGUCACAGGUCUGACCCACUUGCCCCAGCUCUCAGAACUGAACCUUUCUGCGAACGCCUUCUACUCGAUCAAAGACCUGCACACCUCUUUGGGCAACGUGGUUCACCUCGACUUGUCGGAGAACCACAUAAGUACCUUGGGAGGAUUUUCGAAGCUAUACUCGUUGGAGAGACUUGAACUCGCCAGCAAUGCGGUUUCGGACGUGUCGGAAGCACGCCACCUAAGCGCCCUUCCAAAUCUUGAGUACUUAACCCUGACUGGAAAUCCUGUGUCUACGACUGUAGACUACAGGACGCGUGUUUUGGAGCGGUUUGGAAAUAGGGCUGCUGACAUUUGUCUAGACAAUGAGAAGCCAAAUCAGAAGGAAUUAGAUACUAUUGCAAUACUGCAGGUGCUCAGAGUGGUCAGGGAGGGUAGGACACCCCCUCCGAGGACGCCAAGGUACAGCUAAGAUGGUGUCCAUCAAGUCAUUCCAAAGCUUCCCCACAAAUAUAUUAAUAUUGAUAAUUGUUGGUAUUAACAAAUUUUUCACAUACAUGAUCUAAAUAUCGUUAUUUGUUUUUAACCAGUGCUCCGUUCUCUGUUGAUUUCACGUUGAGUGUACCAAUAUUUAUUAACUUUGUAUUUCGUGUACAACAUAAUAUUAUCUAAAUAAACAAAAUAUUUAAUA
This is a messenger RNA of Neocloeon triangulifer, 1701 nucleotides long. RefSeq names its product nischarin. Gene Ontology annotation, cellular component: cytoplasm. The transcript is spliced from 4 exons. Gene Ontology annotation, molecular function: phosphatidylinositol binding; protein kinase binding. The record is from RefSeq and is a predicted model, not a curated record. Lineage: Eukaryota; Metazoa; Arthropoda; Insecta; Ephemeroptera; Baetidae. Bases 106 to 1482 code for a protein of 458 amino acids.